Messenger RNA from Fusarium vanettenii 77-13-4, 1809 nucleotides. RefSeq lists its product as uncharacterized. Bases 1 to 1809 code for a protein of 602 amino acids. The record is from RefSeq and is a predicted model, not a curated record. The transcript is spliced from 3 exons. NCBI's taxonomy places the organism in Eukaryota, Fungi, Ascomycota, Sordariomycetes, Hypocreales, Nectriaceae.
AUGCCACCGACCACUGUCACCUACGGGAAGAAGGGCCUGUUAAGGUCUCUGGGGUCACGUCGCCGCCAAAGGUACCUGGCGGAGCCGGUCAACACACCUCGACGAACAUCACGGAAGAGAACCAUCGGAGAACCACAAAGUAUUGAAGAGAUGGCAAGUCGACUGCUGGAUGAUUCGACCCUGCCCCUACAAGCCCGCGGCGAAGAUUCAUCCCCAAACAAACGUCGGGCUACUACCCCAAGCGUCUCAUUCCCCGUUGGAAGCGAACCUGCUAUAUCGCCACUUGAACUACCAUCCCCGCUUGAGCAGCCACCACCCCCUGCCGAGUCGCAUACCAGACAGUUGCGGGUUGGCAAAAAUUCGCCAAAGAGACUCAGAGACACUCCAAGACGGGCUGCCACUGCUCGAACUCCCAGAGAUGCACUCCAGAAGCGAAAGGAAAGGAGCUUGCAGAGAUCUCUCGGCCCUACCAGGACGCUAUCCCUUGACCCCUUCAAGUUCCAUCCAACAGACAACCUGAAGGCCCCAGCAUCUACACCGCUGUCUACUGUUGACGGUAAUGUCCGACGUCGUUUGACGAAAGAUCAGAAAAACGAAGUCGUUCCUGAGGGGUUUGCGGAGCCUAACAGCCCUGAGGAUAUCAACCAGAAACUCCACGCUAUGCUAGCCGCCACUAAUGCCUUGAAGCCCUCACCCCCCCGGCGGACUAAUAGUUCAGCCUCCAAGCUCACUCGAAUGGUCCCAGCAAAGGUCUUUGCCAAGGUUUCGAAUGCAUGGGAUCGCCUUCAUGCGAAAUCGUCACCCCAAGAAACAGGGACCCCGGGGAAAGUGUCACAUAGCGGACAAGACAACGACAAGUCGGACAGGCUGGAGAGUGGACUUAUAUCAUCGCCCAGCAACAUGUCUCCAAUUAGUACGAUUGAGAUCCGCUUGAAUGAAGGGGACAAUCUCAACAAGAGAAAGGUCCAGCGGAUUGUCGGUGGCCAGGUCUCUCGAAAGCCUGUUGCAGAUGACGGCAAAUCACUAAGGAGCGGAAAGUCCUUGGACGAUCCAUUUUCUGAGGGUGGUGGAUGGCGGACUCCGACAAGCUUUGAAAGUCGGCUGAAGAAGGGUGCGGACAACGACCAGAGUGCCAUCCCUCCUCUGCCACGUAAUCCCUUUGAGUCCGAGAAGGAAUUCGACGACAACAUUAAGGAUAGAAUCUUGAAAAGUACACCGGUUGGAUCGUCGACGCCUCGAAUUCGAGUCGAGCGAAUCUCGGCAUCAAGCUCCGACCAAAGUCCCGCGUUGCAAGCUCCCAAGCUCAUACAAAAGCAGACCAGUUUGCGACCGGCUGGCACAACACUGGUUGAAUCGGUGAAUGAGGCUCGAAAGGGCUGGGAGAAGGCGAUGGGAACGGAUGCUUUCGGGUCUAAGAGGGUGAAGAAACAUCCAUCUCCCAGCAAAGAAGCAUUGGAAAGUUUGGAGAUGGCAUUCCGAAAGUAUACGGACCUAAAGGUUUCUGGAGCCAGUAUCGAUGACCUGGACGAACUUGCCACUAGUUUCAUGUCUACGAGUCCUUCUCUGAAGCCCUACGAAAAGAAGAGACGAAGUUGGCGCCGUCUGUCGAUCUCCAACAUCGACGAUGUGGCAGGGCUACCACUUGGGAAGACACAUCGCCGUAGAGGGUCUUCGCCGUCGAUGAUGCCGCUGACACGAGCUCAAUUGGCAUCGGAGAAUCCACUCAAGUUGCACCGAGAUAUUCGAUUGGCACCGCCUUAUCGCCCACCAGGAGGCUUUUCCCCUCAUGACGUGGACGAGUUGCAGUGA